CACCGGCAACAUGAUUCCCUUCCUUGCAGAAACGUCUGACGUUGUUUUGGCGCCGAACGUUUCAAUCGCAUUUCUGCGCGGGUAAUGAAUGUCCUUUUGUUGUUAGCUAAACACGAAGUUUAAUUGUAGUGUAUAACCAGUAAUUUACUACAUCAGAAAACUACAAGACAGCAUGCAGCGAAGUAUAUCAUCUUUCUUUCAGCCCAAAACGGGCAAAGAGAAGGAGAGCAAAAAAAGUGAUGGACCGGGGAAAGACGAGCCGGUGAAAGACAAGCCAGAACCAAUCAAAAGGCCUCUCAAAGUUCAGAAUGGGGUCCAUGAAGAGCCUGAUUCGCCAGUGAAGAAGUUCACUAAACGCAGUCGUCAGAUCUUGGACAGUGAUGAUGAGGCUCCAGCCGGAAUAGAACAGGAGCCAGAGGACAAGGCUGUGCAACCCAAGGAUGAAGUAUUCAAGGCUGUUACCAACCCCCUGUCCCCCGCCUCUCCAGUGACGUCAUCCGCCUCCCCCACCCCUGGAACCCCUGACACCCCCACUUCCAUCUCACCCUCCGGAAUCCCCAAACGCCGCACCGCAAGGAAGCAGUUCCCCAAGAGAAAGCUGGACAGCAGGAGUGGCAGUGAAAAGGAGGAGGAAGAACAAGGACAGCAGAAUAAAAGGGCAAAGGUUGAGGAGACGCAGGACAGCACCGAGAAUGAAGAGGAAGCGAUGGACGUGGGAGGAGAGAACAGUGUGGAUAAGCCUGAGGUGGCGCAGAACAACCCGGAGGAGAAAGAGACAGAUGAAGAGAAGACCAAAGAUAAAGAGAAGGAGAAAGCACUUGAUGUGAAAGUGACCGCGACCGAGGAGGAAAAAGGAAAAAGUGAAAAGGCUAAAGAGAGAAGUCCUAAAGAGAGAAGUCCUAAGGGUCAAAAGGUUAAAGAGACAAGUCCUAAGGGUCAAAAGGUUAAAGAGACAAGUCCUAAGGGUCAAAAGGUUAAAGAGAGAAGUCCUAAAGAGAGAAGUCAAAAGGUUAAAGAGACAAGUCCUAAGGGUCAAAAGGUUAAAGAGAGAAGUCCUAAAGAGAGAAGUUCGAAGGGUCAAAAGGUUAAAGAGAGAAGUCCUAAGGGUCACAAGUCGGUAAAGGAUGAGAAAGACAUGAAAGAAGAGAAAGUGUCAGAAAGCCCCCAAGCCAAAAAAGCCCCCACCAUCAGCAGUUUCUUUGCUCCCAGGAAGGCUGCUGUAAAGAUGGAGAAACCAGAGAAGAGCGAGCGAGACGGAAAGGAGAAGAGCGAGGGAAAGGAGAAGAGCAAGGGAAAGGAGAAGAGGGAAGAGCGAGGAGUAUAGAAGACUGCCCAGGCCCAGUAUGACCCGUCCAGACCCAACUACCACCCUGUAGACCACGCCUGCUGGAGCCGGGGUCAGAGGGUCCCGUAUUUGGCUGUUGCACGCACCUUUGAAAAGAUUGAGGAAGAUUCUGGCAGAUUGAGGAACAUUGAAACAUUAUCAAAUCUCCUACGCUCUGUUAUCAUCCUCUCUCCAGAGGACCUGCUGUGCUGCGUCUACCUGUGUCUCAAUCAGCUGGGUCCUGCUUACAUGGGGCUGGAGCUGGGAGUGGGAGAAACUGUUCUGAUGAAGGCUGUUGCCCAAGCUACUGGGCGACAGUUGGACAAAAUCAAGGCGGAGGCUGCAGAGAAGGGGGACUUGGGGUUGGUGGCUGAGAGUUCCCGUAACAACCAGAGAAUUAUGUUCCAGCCAGCCAAUCUGAUUGCAGGGGGUGUGUUCAGCAAACUGAAAGACAUCGGGAACAUGAGUGGGAAUUCUGCCAUGAAUAAGAAGAUUGACAUCAUCAAAGGUCUCUUUGUAGCCUGUCGUUUCUCUGAAGCCAGAUACAUUGUCAGGUCGCUGGCAGGGAAGCUGAGGAUUGGCUUGGCUGAACAGAGUGUACUGUCUGCCCUGAGUCAGGCCGUGUGUCUGUCUCCUCCAGGACAAGACUUCCCUCCGGCGGUGAUUGACGCAGGGAAAGGAAUGAGUGCAGAAAAACAGAAAGCUUGGAUAGAAGAGAAGAGCCUUCUCCUCAAACAGACUUACUGUGAGAUGCCGAACUAUGAUGUCAUCAUCCCAGUCAUUCUGAAGGAGGGGAUUGAUGAACUCCCCAACCACUGCAAACUCACUCCAGGUGUACCGUUGAGGCCCAUGCUGGCUCACCCCACCAAAGGUGUAGGAGAGGUGAUGAAGAGAUUUGAUGAAGCCGCCUUCACCUGCGAGUACAAGUAUGAUGGAGAACGAGCACAGAUCCAUAUCUUGGAGAACGGGGAAGUGCGUAUUUUCAGUCGCAACCAGGAGGAUAAUACCACCAAAUAUCCUGACAUCAUCUCUCGCAUUCAUACGGUAAAGAAUGAGUCUGUCAUAUCCUGUGUGUUGGACACUGAGGCAGUAGCUUGGGACAGAGAGAAGAAACAGAUCCAACCAUUCCAGGUUCUCAUCACACGGAAGAGAAAGGACGUGGCUGCUGCUGAUAUCAAGGUCCAAGUGUGUGUGUACGCCUUCGACCUGCUGUAUCUCAAUGGAGAGUCUCUAGUGAAGCAGCCCUUGUCAUGUCGCAGGGCUCUGUUGAAGAAGAGCUUCCAGGAGAAGGAGGGAGAGUUUGUGUUCGCCCGCGCCAUCGACUCAGACAACACAGACGCCAUAGCUGAGUUCCUGGAGCAAUCCGUUCGAGACUCCUGUGAGGGACUCAUGGUGAAGACUCUGGAGAAAGAUGCCACGUAUGAAAUCGCCAAGCGCUCUCACAACUGGCUCAAGCUGAAGAAGGAUUAUCUGGAUGGCGUGGGGGACACGAUGGAUCUGUGUGUGAUCGGAGCGUAUCUGGGGAAGGGCAAGAGAGCAGGGACCUACGGAGGCUUUCUGCUCGCCUGCUACGAUGAGGACAAUGAAGAGUUCCAGUCCGUCUGCAAGAUUGGGACAGGUUUCAAGGAUGAAGAUUUGGAGCAACAUUACAAAUUCCUAAAGGAGCAUAUUUUGCCAAAGCCCCGCCCCUAUUACCGUGUGGACCAAUCAACUGAGCCCGACUUGUGGCUCGAUGCCGUGCAAGUGUGGGAAGUGAAGUGCGCCGACCUAUCGCUGUCGCCGAUCUACAAGGCUGGCAUGGGAUUGUGUGACCCAGAGAAGGGCAUCUCUCUUCGGUUCCCACGCUUCCUGAGGAUCAGAGAUGAUAAGAAGCCGGAGGAGGCCACUUCAGGAGGACAGAUUGCGGAUUUAUACAGGAAGCAGCAGGUUGUUCAGAAUCAGGGUGACAAAGCUGACCUCGAGGACUACUACUGACCUCUGACCUGAUCAGCUGCCCAUCCAGUCGCCAAUAACUCGGGUGAAAUCUCAAUUUGUACAUAAUUAUUGUUAUUGUUGUUUUUUUAAAUGAUGAACCUGAAUAAGGCUCUGCCAAUGCAAAAAUGAAAGUGAAGACCCUGUGAACAGCUGUGUUUCUAGAUAUAUGCUUUGCCAAUGUUAUGACGUUAAACAGUUUGUUGUUGUACCUAAGGCUUAUUUUGUGGGGGGAUCGUAUUCACACCAGUAUAAAGUACAGUUGUCAAUGACUCAAAUAAAUCACCAUGAUGUAUGUGAAUAAAGACUUUUGCCAAUCUUA
Molecule: messenger RNA, 3617 nt
Organism: Oncorhynchus mykiss (rainbow trout)
Lineage: Eukaryota; Metazoa; Chordata; Actinopteri; Salmoniformes; Salmonidae
Source: RefSeq, a predicted model, not a curated record